Messenger RNA from Maylandia zebra (zebra mbuna), 1561 nucleotides. The record is from RefSeq and is a predicted model, not a curated record. NCBI's taxonomy places the organism in Eukaryota, Metazoa, Chordata, Actinopteri, Cichliformes, Cichlidae.
AGAAGAGGUGUGCGUACUGUGCUCUUUGCUGUGUCUUGCCACAGUUUUAAAAGUAGGGCACUUGUUGAAGAACCCGUAUCAAAGUAUUGUGGCGACGCCUCGUGUUUAAUGUAAUUGAUGAACGGCGUGUUGUGAGUUCUGACGAGGACAGCUGAGUGAUGUUGUUGGUGAGCUUGGAUUAAAUCAUCUCUAAACAAAGAACUUGUCCUCGUGGUGACUGACUUGGGGAGUGGAGGUCAGUGAGCCCAUUGUCUCUGCUGGUCCGACUCCAACUACAAAGCCGGCCCGCUCGCCCCCUCCUGAGUCUGAGAGGAGAUCCAGAGAGAAAGAAGUGAAAGCAGGCCCAAACCUCAGCACAUGGAUGACAUCAACCAAAAACAUCCAGCACCAGAAAGUAAAGAUGAGCCAGCGGCGAUCCCUGUGGAAAAGACUUUUCCUGCUAUGAAGCAGAUCAGAAGACGCAAGCACGCCAACAGGGAGGACAGAAGCUUGAGCUGUGAUCAGUGUGGAAAGACCUUUACUCAGAGAUGCAACUUAAAAUCACAUCAGCUGAUCCACACCGGUGUGAAACCAUUCAGCUGUGAUCAAUGUGGGAAGACCUUUACUCUAAGAUGGAGCUUAAAAUUACAUCAGGUCAUCCACACUGGAUUUAAAGCUUUCAACUGUGAUCAGUGUGAAAAGUCUUUUACUCUGAGAUGCACCUUAAAAAGACAUCAGCUGAUCCACACCGGUGUGAAGCCAUUCAGCUGUGAUCAAUGUGGAAAGACCUUUAGUCUAAGAUGCAACUUAAAAAAACAUCAGCUACUCCACACCGGUGUGAAACCAUUCAGCUGUGAUCAGUGUGGGAUGUCUUUUACUCGAAAAGGUCACUUAAAGAGACAUUAUAUGAUCCAUGUUGGAGGUAAAUCAUUUAUCUGUGAUCUGUGUGGAAAGGCUUUUAUGGAUAGAGAUCACUUAGAGAGACAUCAGGGCAUCCACAGUGAAGUUAAACCUUUCACCUGUGAUCAGUGUGGAAAUUCUUUUACUCAGAAGAGCAACUUAAAAGCACAUCAGCUCAUCCACAGUGGAUAUAAACCGUUUGGCUGUGAUCAGUGUGGAAAGGCUUUUACUCAGAAGAGCAACUUAAAAGCACAUCAGCUCAUCCACAGUGGAUAUAAACCGUUUGGCUGUGAUCAGUGUGGAAAGGCUUUUACGUCUAUGACUGGCUUAAACUCACAUCAGCUCAUCCACUCUCGAGUUAAAUCAUUUGUAUGUGGUGACUGUGGAAAGGCUUUUACUCGUAUGACUAGCUUAAAAUCACAUCAGCGCACCCACUCUCGAGUUAAAUCAUUUGUAUGUGAUCAGUGUGGAAAGUCUUUCAUCCAUUACAAAAGUCUAUUGAGCCAUCAAAAGACCCACAAAGUGUCCUCCUGUGAGAAAAGUGGCAGACCAAUGGGACAUUACCCUGACGGGGUUCAUUUGAACACAGUGGGAGAAACGGGGGUUCUGAACAAAAGUUCUUCUGGAUGCUGCGUCAAACUUAAAAAGCUUGAGAUCAGGCUUCACAGAAUUCAGCUUUAAU